AUGCCUGCCCUCCUAGAGACCCUUCAUGCUGCAAUUCGCCGAUGCAUCGAGGCCCUAGAUGGGGUAUGGAAGGUAGAGGGUUUGGCAGAGAUAGAGGUCCUAGAUAGGAUUGGUGGCUUCGCGACACUUCUCGCCGUCCUUGUGUGUUCGAGACCAGAGAGGAUGGCCCCCGGCAUGGUCAGCCAGGCUCUGAUGGCGAUCCUGAAUGUGAUGACUAGUGAGGGGCUGGUGGAACUUCCUGGAGAGGACCCUAAGUAG
Perkinsus marinus ATCC 50983 is the source of this 258-nucleotide messenger RNA. RefSeq lists its product as hypothetical. The record is from RefSeq and is a predicted model, not a curated record. NCBI's taxonomy places the organism in Eukaryota, Perkinsozoa, Perkinsida, Perkinsidae. The transcript is spliced from 2 exons. Bases 1 to 258 code for a protein of 85 amino acids.